CUCUAUCUUUCUUUCAACUCUCUGUGAGUACAGAAUCUCAAGCUUAGUUAAUUGUUUAGGAUAAAAUUCAUUCACAGAAAGAGUUGAGCUGAACCCUAUCUGGGUGGAGCUCCAAUAAGGAAUCCAUGGAUUCAACUCCGGUCGGUAGCCUGUUCAAUAUCUUGGAGAUUUACCGACGAUAUUGUGACAUUAAAUCUCAAGCUGUGAAUGUUCAUGGAGAUGAAGGUUUUAGACAAGAUGAAGAGUUAAAAAAAGCUAAUUUUUCAAGGGAGGCAUUAUCUGAGCUUCUGAACUUGGUUGAGUCAGCAGUACAUACAGGGAUUUUGGUCUUUGAAGAGCUUUACAAGCUCAUGUCACAGCUGGACUUGAUGGCUGACUUUUCUAAAUUUUCACGCUUCUAUGAUUUUGUUUUCUUCAUGUGCCGUGAGAAUGGUCAAAAGAAUAUCACUGUAAGCAGGGCAGUUACUGGCUGGAGGUUAGUUUUAGCUGGCAGGUUUCGCUUGCUUAAUCAGUGGUGUGACUUUGUUGAGAAAAAUCAGCGACACAACAUCUCUGAGGAUACUUGGCAGCAAGUUUUAGCAUUCAGUCGUUGUGUACAUGAAAAUCUGGAAGGGUAUGAUCCUGAAGGUGCUUGGCCUGUUCUAAUAGAUGACUUUGUGGAGCAUAUGUACAGGGUGUCAGGAUCUAACGAAAGUUCUAACUUGUUCUGUAGCUGUGGUGUUUUGGAGUCCCAGUUAUAUGUAUAUGAGGACCCUCUUCCUGGAUUGAAGAAUUUUCCUGGUUUGAAGAGGAAGUCUUCUGACCUUCAAACAGAUGAAAUGGAGUCAUCAGAGGAUUGUUUCCCUGACUUCACAGACCUAAAUCACAUGUUAACUCCCAAGAGAAGCAGGUUAGUUGCUCAGAGACCUCAGGACCGGGAAGAUAAUCCACCUGAAAGUGCCAGUGAUGACUGCAUGGAAAUAGCUAAACAUAAUAGUCCACUGGGUUCCUCCAAGUCUCCUUGUGCCGUUGAGGGUUGCCUAGCUAAGGGCUUUGCAGGGCUGUUUUCAACUUUCCUUUCUGCAAUUUGACAGGGGAAGGAGACUUUCAUAUACUUAGAGCUCCCGGCGAGUCAGUGUAUUGGUAAAUUACCUUCUCAUUCUCAUACAUGUUGGUUUGUGUUUGGUGUCCUGUUAUUUUUACAUAUACCCACGUUUUUUUAGUUGUUCCGUGGGACAGUUUCAAGUCUUCUCUUUUU
This is a messenger RNA of Pistacia vera, 1237 nucleotides long. Its product is annotated as DCN1-like protein 2. Gene Ontology annotation, molecular function: ubiquitin-like protein binding; ubiquitin conjugating enzyme binding; cullin family protein binding. The record is from RefSeq and is a predicted model, not a curated record. The coding region runs from base 126 to 1070 and encodes 314 amino acids. Gene Ontology annotation, cellular component: ubiquitin ligase complex. The transcript is spliced from 9 exons. Gene Ontology annotation, biological process: positive regulation of ubiquitin-protein transferase activity; protein neddylation. Lineage: Eukaryota; Viridiplantae; Streptophyta; Magnoliopsida; Sapindales; Anacardiaceae.